AUGCCUGGCAGCGGAGACUGCUCGAGCGACGCGACAGAGACAGAGCAGGAUGAACAUAUGAGUUGCCCGGAGAGGAGCGGAGACGAAGAGGAGGACGAGAUACAGGAGGUUCAGAUAACAGGGGAGGAGGAGGACGAGUAUGGGGAAGACGUCGAGUUUGAGUGGGAGUCAGAGAGUGUGGACCCCAGCUCUUGCUCUGCAGCUGAGACAGAAGCGGUCGUUAUGCGCAAUACGGACCGGUGCGGCGGACUGGGAGAGGAGGUGGACCAAUUUCACAUCCCUGGACUCGACUCAGAACUUGAGGGAGACUCGCAGCGGUCUGACCGGUCCAGACUGAGUGAGAAUACCCGCCUAGCCACGAGAUAUGCGGUGCGGAUCUUUCGAGAGUACCUGAGUGAGAAAGCCCAAAGUCCUGACUUUGAAACUCUGGACAAGGAGGCGCUAUGCGCAGUGCUCCGCUCCUUCUAUGCGGAGGCGCGCUCUAAGAGCGGACAGUUGUAUAGCAAGUCCUCCCUCAUAAGCAUCCGGAGCUCACUCAACCGCUAUCUGAAUGAACCUCCUUAUUGUCGCACUCUGGACCUCACUAAAGACCCAGAGCUGCGCAGUGCCAAUCUGACGCUUGCCGCCGUCAUCCGAAAAUUGGAGGAACAAGGUGCGGGUCCCGUAGUUCAGAAGCAAGCCAUCACUCGGUCCGACCUUCGUAAACUCUACACCUCCGGCGCAUUCAACACCGACACGCCGUUCGGGCUGCUCAAUAAAGUCUGGUUCGAGACAUGCAUGUAUUUUUGCACGAGAGGGAGAGAAAAUCAGCGCGAGCUGGAGGAGGACUCAUUCGGACUUGCCAUUGAUGAGGACGGGAGAAAGUUUAUCUUCUUCAAAGCUCUGGGACCAUAUCACAGGUCUCGCUCCGCAUCUUGGACUAAAAAAAGACCCGACACGGACGAAGAAACCUUGCCGCGCAUGUACGAGACGGGCACUGAGUUUUGCCCCUAUGCCAGUUUCGUGAAGUAUGUCUCUAAACGGAACCCUCUCUGUAAAGCGUUCUUUCAGCGCCCACGAGACCAUUGCUGCGCGAGCGAUAUGACAUGGUACGAGAACAAAGCCAUCGGUAAAAACCUGCUGGGUACAAGAAUGCAGAUGCUGUCGCGUGCUGCAAAGCUGUCGAAGACUUACACCAACCACUGCAUCGGCGCCGUGUCUAUAGCAACACUCAACAGCAUCGCUGGGAUCGGGGCAAAGUCAGCGACGCUUUACGUUGCCUCGGAAACGGUGAAUGGCGCACAGUCACAUCUUCAGCUCGUGAUCCCGUACAUCCGACAGGUUACGGAUGCCGUGGAGCUCAAACCGCAGAGGACGACGCGAAGAGCACGGACACUGUGCCCCAACGACGUCUCCGGUCCGCCUUCUCCAAAGAAACCUUGCGUGCGUUCGGAACGCGGGGAUUCGCCAGCGUUCAUGGAGCGUGAGACUGACCCCGUGCCCACACGACCCCCAGAUUCCCACAGUGGAGAGCCCAAUAGCCAGUCACCGGCUAUUCUGUUGCCCGUGCAGGACAGCCGGAGCAGCAGCGGCAGCAUGACCAGCCGGCCUCUGGUCUCCGUCUCCCCCGCCUCUCCCCUGGGCUCGGGCGGCAUCCCCACCCCUGCCCAGCUCACCAAAACCAGCGCCCCCGUGCACAUCGACGUGGGGGGCCACAUGUACACCAGCAGCCUGGCCACGCUGACCAAGUACCCCGAGUCACGGAUCGGCCGGCUCUUUGACGGCACCGAGCCCAUCGUGUUGGACAGUCUGAAGCAGCACUACUUCAUCGACCGCGACGGCCCCAUGUUCCGGUACAUUCUCAACUUCCUACGCACCUCCAAACUGCUCAUCCCGGACGACUUCAAAGAGUAUUUCCUGCUCUACGAGGAAUCCAAGUUCUUCCAGCUGGCCCCGCUGCAGGCCGAGUUGGAGCGCUGGCGGAGCGAGCGCGAGGCCAGGAGCGCGUGGCGUCCGUGCGAGUGCGUGGUGGUGCGCGUGGCGCCCGAGCUCGGCGAGAGGAUCACCCUGAGCGGGGAGCGGGCGCUGAUCGAGGACGUGUUCCCCGAGGUGGGCGACGUCAUGUGUCACUCGGUCAACGCAGGCUGGAACCACGACUCGACCCACCUCAUCCGCUUCCCCCUCAACGGGUACUGUCGGCUCAACUCCGUGCAGGUGCUGGAGCGGUUGCAGCAGAGAGGGUUCGAGAUAGCCGGGGCGUGCGGAGGGGGUGUGGACUCCUCUCAGUUCAGCGAGUACGUCCUGCGCAGGGAAAGGAGGGGCGGGCAGCGAGACCACACCCUCAUCCAUAUCAAACAGGAACCCCUGGACUAAGCCCCGCCCAGGUUAGAGGUCAGUGUCGCCAUCGGAAGAGGAAAAGAGAACCAGCUCUAUGACGCGCAGUUCGGUCGGACCCAAAAGUUUGUUUUAGAAUUUUCGGGGACCAGAAAUGUGCGUAUGUGACGUGACUAUGAUUGGAUGCUUGUCCAUAGCAGGAAAGCUGUAAAGAUGCACUUCCUCUUUCGAGACGGUGAACUUUGGAACUCUCCAACAGGA
Molecule: messenger RNA, 2574 nt
Organism: Hypomesus transpacificus
Lineage: Eukaryota; Metazoa; Chordata; Actinopteri; Osmeriformes; Osmeridae
Exons: 5
Coding region: 1-2352 (783 amino acids)
Biological process (GO): protein homooligomerization
Molecular function (GO): protein binding
Source: RefSeq, a predicted model, not a curated record